AUGGCCCAGAUAACUCCCAUAAAGGGGUUCACAAAUACUCCGGUGACCCGAUCAAUAUGUUUGGUGCUGACAGUGACGGCGAUAGCGCUCUCUGUACUCGGAAUCAAGCACUAUGUCCACCUCGAAAUGGAUCCCCACAUUAUUGAGUAUUCGCAAUACUGGCGCAUUGCCACCUACCAGUUGCUGGUGGUAAACGAAAGCGACUACUUAUUGACGACAUAUCUUUGGUUCUACUUCAAAGUGCUUGAGAGAUUCUUUGGCAGCCGCAAGUAUUUGUCUCUCGUGGCUCUUCUUUACGGUGUCAACGCUUUGGCGGUAUUUGCCGUCAUGGCCUUAGGCCAAUUGGGGUGCUACAUCACAUCCUACCUCACCAGUACCAUCAUAUUCAGAGGGGCUGGUUCUGAUUUCUUGCCAACCAUAUUCAACGAAGUUACCCCAGGACCGCUUGCCAUUUUAGCCCUGUUGUACGUGGUGUUCUCAUAUGUUAUCCCCAAACUGUACCAGUUUAACAUUGUGCUUGCAAACCCCUGGAGACCCAAUGAAGUAUCUAAGCUGGUCACGUUGACAAACCACUUCGCCAUCCAUAUCAUAUUUUUCAUGCUUGUGGUUAACAAUGGAUUCAAGCUGAUAAUACCACUGGUGGUAGGCCUCUUAGUGGGCAAGCUAUACGUUCACCACUUACUUGUGGGCGAGAAAUGGAUGGUGCCGCAAUGGGCGUUCAAUCUAUUCGUUAACCCUAAGAAGUUUAUGCUACAGCUGAGUCCCAGCCGAGACAGUUACAUGCCCGCGCCAACCCUGGAGAAUCCUGUGAAUAUACCCGACCCAGAACACGACACUCCCGAGCAGGUGGACGAGGACGGGGGUAGUCGGGAGCCCAAUGUGAUUCGGGCAGAGACGCCGGCGCGUCCAUUGGGGCUGCAACUUUUGGAUACGUUCAGAAAUUGA
Diutina rugosa is the source of this 945-nucleotide messenger RNA. RefSeq lists its product as uncharacterized. NCBI's taxonomy places the organism in Eukaryota, Fungi, Ascomycota, Pichiomycetes, Serinales, Debaryomycetaceae. The transcript has a single exon. Gene Ontology annotation, molecular function: serine-type endopeptidase activity. The record is from RefSeq and is a predicted model, not a curated record. Bases 1 to 945 code for a protein of 314 amino acids.